Messenger RNA from Nothobranchius furzeri (turquoise killifish), 4328 nucleotides. The record is from RefSeq and is a predicted model, not a curated record. NCBI's taxonomy places the organism in Eukaryota, Metazoa, Chordata, Actinopteri, Cyprinodontiformes, Nothobranchiidae.
AUCGCAAAGUAGCUUGGUGGUCGGUUUGGAUCUUUUUUUCUCUCUCUUUGCUCGAAAUCCUCCCCUAAGAACUAUUCAGCUAUACUUUCAGCAACUCGACCUCACUUACUUUACCCAAUAUUUUUGCUUUCGGUGACCUCUCUAACUAAGUUCGAGGUAGUUUUUCAUGAAAAGACUGAUCAUGAUUUUCCUUUUGGCGUUCAUAAAAGAGCUAACCAGUGUUAGCACUGAAGCUAGCGUGACAACCAGAGGAACUACCAUCACAAUUCUCCUUCGUGGCGUUGCUAUUUGCAGGCCUUCAGAUCUGAGCAUGUUGCUCCCAAACGGAUGACUAUCAUGCCUGCCUCCCACUUCUGGAUCAUUCACGGGAAUCUGAAGGAGUACUCGUUCAUCCUUGCAGACCUCCUUUUGCUUUCAGAUCUUCCUUAAUUCUGCAUGCCGUGGAUCCAAAAGGGUGUUGGAAACAUUCCUCAGAGAUUCUGGUCCAUAUUAACACAACGGUAUCAACUCCAUCAGUGACGAGAACCACAUCCCAAAGGGUCUAGACUGGACUGAGAUCUUGUGACGGUUGACGUUGUUGGAGUCCAGUAUCAUGUUCUAGAAACCACUUACAGGAACACCAUCUCCAGAGGGCUAUUUCAGCCCAGCAGGUCUACGGCGAGAAACGGGACAACAUGGUUAUCCCCGUCCCCGAGGCAGAGUGCAACAUCACGCACUACGAGUCGCUCUACCCCGGGGAGUUCAGAAUGCCAAAGCAGCUCAUUCACAUACAGCCUUUCAGUUUGGAUACAGAGCAGCCAGACUACGACUUAGACUCCGAGGACGACACGUUUGUGAAUAAGCUGAAGAAGAAAAUGGAAAUCACCCACCUGCAGUUUGAAGAAAUGAUCGAUCGGCUGGAGAAAGGCAGUGGGCAGCAGCCUGUGAAUCUCCAGGAAGCCAAGCUGCUGCUGAAGGAGGACGAUGAGCUGAUAAAGGAGGUGUUUGACUACUGGAACCGAAAAAGGAAAACUUGUAAAAGUGGCUCCCUCAUCCCCAGCGUCAAGCAGGAGAAGAGAGACGGUUCCAGCACCAGCGACCCUUACGUGGCCUUUCGCCGUCGGACGGAAAAGAUGCAGACCAGGAAGAAUCGAAAGAACGAUGAGGCGUCGUACGAGAAGAUGCUGAAGCUGCGCAGAGACCUUAGCCGCACCGUCACCAUCUUGGAGAUGAUUAAAAAAAGGGAGAAAGUCAAGAGGGAACUGCUGCACCUCACCCUGGAAGUAGUGGAGAAACGGAAUGUAAUGCCAGAUUUUGGCAGUGAGGUGAUGGCAGAGGCCCUGGCACAGCGGGCUCUGGUGAAGCCCGUUUACACCAUCCCCAUCAUCCCCCUGUCCAACAGCAACCAGUACCGACACCAGGACCACAUGGACAUGAAGGACUACAAGAAGCCCGAGAAGGCGGAGGUUGUACGAACCAAAAGGAAAUACGAAAAGAAACCCAAAAUCUCUCCGCUGUCUGCACCUCAGCAUUCAGGACCCUCUGUGUUCAGUCCCAAGGACCUCAACCAGUACGAUUUUCCCAGCUCGGACGAAGAACCAUAUUCACAGAUCCAUUCAGGUUCCUCAGAGGCGGAGGAGGAGAGCGACCCAGAUGGCUGCUAUGCGUUCAGGAGGAAGGCGGGCUGUCAGUAUUACUCUCCUCGUCCGGAUAAGAGUGGCAGCUGGCCAUGGGUGAGCCCAUCCGAGGGCGGGAUCGGGGACCUGCGCUUCCGCUACUGUCCGACCUCGCUUAGCACGCCGCGGCACUGCGUUGGUUUGGCACGGCGCCGUGUGGGCAGAGGCGGAAGAAUCUUGUUGGACCGCGCAUACGCAGGUGAAGACGGCACCCAGAGCCUGGACUCGGACCAAGAGCCAGAACCACUCGCCUCACCACUUCUAAGCUCUUCACUCUGCAACUCCAGUACCUCAGAAAACAUUACCUCGGACUCUACCAGCUCCUCCAACCUUUUCACAUCGCCAUCGCCCCGGUCUUCGACAACGCCCGUGGACCUCAGUCGAAUUCUUUUGAACAUUAAGUCUUGCCGCUGGAGGCAUUUCAGACCCCGGACGCUAUCCCAUCACCCUUUGGGUGGAGGAGCAUUAUCUGGAGGAGGAUUUAGGGACAGUAGGCGGACUAUAUCGGGACUAACUCAGAUCGUGUCUGCUGGACAGAACCGAAGGGGUCCGGCCACCGCUCCUAUCAAUGUGUUCACAGCUGAGCAGUACCAGCAGCAUCGGGAGCAGCUGGCUCUCAUGCAGAAACAGCAGCUGGAGCAAAGUCAGCAACAACAGACCAACAGCUCCACGACGGCUCCAAACACGCAGGCCCUCGUGUCCAAGACGCUGGACCAGGCCAGUGCCCAGUUUGCUGCUUCAGCCCUCAUCACCACGGAUCAGCUGCUUGGUUUCAAAUCCAAAGAGGAGUUGGUGCUGGCGAGCGGAGUCAACGGGGUUCUGACGAGUGCCGGUGUUUUCAAAAACCUGCACCUCACCAGCACCAUGGCGACGCUCCACCAGACCAACCAGUCCACACACACUUCCGCUGUCACCGCCCAGACGUUCCUGCAGCCCUCCAACUCCAACAUCCUGGCACCUGCCGCCGUCAUUCCCACCGCCCCCGGCGCUAACACCGCUGCUGCUCUGGGCCUCCUGGGAUGCAGCGCCACCGCCCCUGCCACCACUCAGGUCCUCAUCGGGAACAACAUCUGUCUGAGCAUGCAGUCGGCCGCCAGCCUCGCCGGGCGCCACAUCCCCCGGACCCUCGGCAAUAUGCCAGCCUCUGCCUUAAAGCUGUCCACCUCCACCAACCUGCAGAUGCCCAAAGUCUCCGGAGCGUCAUCCAUGGACAUGGGCUCCAGAGAUAAUCAUGACGAAGACAAGCCAGCACUGAACAGUUUAGCAGACAACACAGUGGCCAUGGAGGUGACGUAGCAUCAGGAAUGCGACCGGAACGGCAGGACUCGGAUGCAGACUGGCAGCCUCUCGCUCGCAAUUCUCAUCUCUCAUACUUUUUUACAUCUUUUUCUUUGUUUUGUUACUGUUGAAAGUGAAAUAUUGACUCAUGUAAACUAUAAAUAUCACAAAAUGACUUAUGUGUACAGUAACUACAUAUUUGUAAUAUUCCCCAUGUGUAUAUAUUACUUGAAUACAGAAUUGUCCAUUGUGAUGUUUUGCACUUGGGAGUCAAACCUAAAGGAUAAAAAACGGAGUAAGCCAAGUAGAGUCGUGAGUGUGAGAUGUGAGAGUUGUAUAGAGAAGAGUUUUAUCAUGUGCAUGGUGCGGAGCCUGCUGUUUUUAUCUAUUUAUUGUGCCGUGUUUACAUUUUUAUUUUUUGUAAUUUUUUUGGUUGGGUUUAUUUUGAUUUGUACACUGUACCUUUGUUGGUUCCUGUGCUGUAGUCAAUGUUCGGUAGCUACGGACUCCUAGGUAUUUUUGUGAACACAAGGCAGGUUCCACCCCCCACCCGUUUAUUUCAGGUCCCCGUGCUUUUUUCUCUCUGUGGAUGGCGUGAAGGUCGGUGACAUCCCGGAGGAGGAGGAGGAGGAGGAGUCCCAACACGAUCCCAAACACAAGUAACAAAACAGGGAUGAAGUCUCUUCCCAGAAGCCCACUGCUUCUGAUUCAAGCACUAAAUUUUGUGAUUUUUUCUUUCUUUUUCAAUGCGGCUUUUGUAUUUUUUUAAAGGGGUCGUCCUUCAUUUUCAUGCAAGCAGAGUCUAUUUGUUUUCUCAGAUGUUUUUGUAAAACAGAAAAAUAUAUAUAUAUUUUUGUAUUUUUGUUUUUCCUCGUGGUUACCUUGAUUGUAAACGUUUUGAUUUACUGAAAGACUUCAUUCUUUUGCUCAUGUGUUACUUGUUGGUGCAUAGGCGAUAAGGGAGCUGAACGGGCAGUUAUCACUGUGCAUCUUUCAUCAUUCCAGUUUUUAAAAAUACAAGAAAGAGAAAAAAUAUAUUGAGGGGCUGAAGAAAAUUUUAUUUUCCUCACUCCCUUUCUUUUUUUUUUUCUUUGUAAAAAUAAUCUCCAGAUGGCUGCAGGGCCAAAAAAAAACAAAAAAAAGAACGACAAUACCACAAGCAUUUGGGUGCCUUCCUUUGGGGAAAUGUAUAUACUCUCUUCUGUGAAGAGUUAGGCACAAAGGCAGCAUUACUUAGUAGUGCCACGCGUCUUUGUCAGAAUCUGAAUGCCCAGUCCAAUGGCAGAGUAUAUCCUUGAAGUUUACUUGUCCCACCUGGAGGCUGAAAUAACUUUAAAAAAAUGUGACCGAACUCACUAAAACAAGACAAUAAAGCCCAGGGCAUUAAAUGUGAAA